AUGCCAAACCAUAGGCCGCUCCGUGUGGUCAAGCAGAUAACGACAUCGUUUCAAAAAGAGCAAUGUCGGUGCUACUCUGCCCCAGUCGACUCUGCUAUACCAAGCAAUAAGGUCAAAUAUGUCCCAACCUCGGGUACAUACCCGAAAGGCUUCAGAGUUUCCGCUACGCACGUCGGCGUCAAACCGUCCAACACAAGCAAGCCUGAUCUGGCAUUUAUAGCCUCUGACAUUCCUGCAGCUGGCACCGCAGUCUUCACAAUGAACAGAUUUCAAGCUGCCCCUGUACAGGUGAGCCGCGAUAUUUUGAACUCUCGUCAUGGAGCUGGCAUUCGAAGUGUUGUCAUCAAUUCUGGCUGCGCAAAUGCAGUGACAGGUAAAGGUGGCCUUGAAGAUGCUCGGGCCAUGGCCAGGACAGCAUCAAGCAUGUUCGACAAUCAAUCAGGCAACGAUGACAGCGUGCCUAAUUCCGUUGUGAUGUCCACUGGGGUCAUUGGGCAGCGACUACCUAUCUCAAAGAUCAUCAACAACAUUGGUACUGCUUACGCGAACCUUGACAAUAGCCAUGAAGCUUGGCUUAAUACUGCCAAGGCCAUCUGCACAACUGACACAUUUCCUAAAUUGCUCAGCACAACCUUUACGCUCCCUGGUCCUGCCCACAAAGGUGUAGAAUACCGGAUGGCAGGCAUGACAAAAGGAGCUGGUAUGAUCCACCCUAAGAUGGGAACACUGCUAGGUGUCGUCUGCACUGAUGCACCUAUCACUCCAAGUGCUCUUCGAGCUCUGCUGCAAACCGCAAUGCAGGCCACUUUUAAUCGUAUCUCUAUCGAUGGAGACACUUCCACAAACGAUACUCUCGCGAUGCUUGCCAACGGUGCUGCCGCAUCUGCAGAUACGCCACCCAUUCAGCCGAAAGACGAGGCCUGUGAACAUUUCCUCCCCAUACUCAAGUCCUUCUUAUAUCGUUUGUCUGAUCUCGUCGUCCGUGACGGUGAAGGCGCGACCAAGUUUGUCGAAGUUCGCGUUCGAAAUGCUUUAACAGUACUAGAUGCCCUCUCUAUUGCGAGCUCAAUUUCACGAUCUCCACUAGUCAAAACAGCCCUUUAUGGCAAGGACGCGAACUGGGGCCGUAUACUGUGUGCCAUCGGCUAUAGUCAGCUUGAAUCUCCAGAAUCAAUCAAUCCGGCAACUACGAAUGUCUCCUUCAUACCAGCAGACAAUAGUGCGAGUAAAGAUGAGGGAGUGUUGAAGUUGCUGGUGAAUGGAGAGCCAGAACUGGUCGAUGAAGAGCGAGCGGCGAGAUUAUUGGAGGAUGAGGAUCUUAUUAUCGACAUCGACUUGGGUGUUGGAGAACAGGCGGAAAGCUAUCGAUUUUGUGACUUCAGUCACGAGUAUGUCACUAUCAAUGGGGAUUAUAGAACGUGA
This is a messenger RNA of Lithohypha guttulata, 1422 nucleotides long. It is a transcript of the gene ECM42, whose product is annotated as Arginine biosynthesis bifunctional protein ArgJ, mitochondrial. Gene Ontology annotation, cellular component: mitochondrial matrix. The transcript has a single exon. Gene Ontology annotation, molecular function: L-glutamate N-acetyltransferase activity, acting on acetyl-L-ornithine as donor; L-glutamate N-acetyltransferase activity, acting on acetyl-CoA as donor. Bases 1 to 1422 code for a protein of 473 amino acids. Lineage: Eukaryota; Fungi; Ascomycota; Eurotiomycetes; Chaetothyriales; Trichomeriaceae. The record is from RefSeq and is a predicted model, not a curated record. Gene Ontology annotation, biological process: L-ornithine biosynthetic process; L-arginine biosynthetic process.